Durusdinium trenchii is the source of this 594-nucleotide messenger RNA. The record is from the annotation of a GenBank genome assembly. NCBI's taxonomy places the organism in Eukaryota, Dinophyceae, Suessiales, Symbiodiniaceae.
GUUGGUGGCGGCGAAGCAGUGCACAAUCAACCGCAUGCUCCUGGUGUGGGCGGGCUUUGCACCCAAGAGGAGGAAGCCUACCAGGGGCUUUGCUAUCCCAAAUGCUCAGACCUCACGAACGGCCAGUCCCCUUACCGGGUUGGUUCCUUCCAAUGCUGCCACGGUAGCGCACUAGACUGUCUGCAUGGUAAAGGGACCAUUUCUUCGACACCAAAUUAUGGGACCUCGGAGAUUCCCGCUGCAAAGGACCAUGGGCGGUCUUACAAAGCGCUAAACAUUAUCGAUGCCAAAUGUAAUGAGGACGAGGACGAUUACAACGGUCUUUGCUAUGAAAAGUGCAGCCGAUUGACCUACGGGCAGGGAACGAUCCGCACUGGGCCAAGUAGUUGCUGCACAUGCGGCAAAGGCUUUUUCCAGAAUCUAUGCUGUGGCUUGCCCUGGAAUGGUCUUUCAGAUGCAUCCUUCGCAGUUGGGCAGUCAGAAGCUGGUGGAGCACUUAAAGAUCUGCAAGACCUUGUUAGUUACAGGCCCUUCAUACCAUUCACGACAGAUGUCGUUCACAUGAUGCCAGACUCCUUCAUUCUUAAUUCUUGA